AUGAGGCUGCUCCGAGCCCGGCCGGGACAGGACACAGCCGGGAGGCAGAGCAGCUCCUCGGGCUCUCCACUGCCUGCGCAUCCCUCCCAGGGCAGCUUCCACAGCCUGCACGCUUCUGCUCUCGGCAGCCCCCAGAAAUCCCUUUGCAUGCUCCAGACAGUGUGGGUGUCCCCACCAGGGAGCUGCGCUUUGCAGGAGUCCAAGAGUCACCACCAGGGCAAGAAAAGGUGCUGGAAAUGUAGACUUGUCAGGACUAUAAUCCAGCACCCAUGCCGGAGGCAUGCCCCCAAACACUCCAGGAAAGAAAGAAUGUUGAGGAAAUUCCAGAUAUGCCUCUGUUUCUGCUUUGUCUCGGGCAUUUUGUACGAGAUCUCCCUCUUGUCCAGCUCUGUCUUCUCCUACUUGCCCAUGUCCCAGCACUACCUGACACCUGAGCAGGUGCUGAACCUUGGCAAAAGCAUCAUUUUCCUGGAGACGACGGAGCGCCUGGAGCCGCCCCCGCUGGUGUCGUGCUCCGUGGAAUCCGCUGCCCGGAUUUACCAGGACAGGCCCAUCAUCCUCUUCAUGAGGGGACUCUCCAACGAGACGGCCUUGGACAUGAACACCAGCUAUGCAGCCUUCUCCCUCUUGUCUUCUAUGAAGAAUGUCUUCAUUUUUCCUCUCCAGAUGGAAACCGUCUUCCAGGAGACCCCUCUGCUUCAGUGGUACAACCAGGUGGUGCCGGAGCAGGAGAAGAACUGGGUGCACGUCAGCUCGGACGCCAGCAGGCUGGCACUCAUCUGGAAGUACGGGGGCAUCUACAUGGACACGGAUGUCAUCUCCAUCCGGCCCAUCCCCCAGGAGAGCUUCCUGGCGGCACAGAAGUCGCGAUUCUCCAGCAACGGGAUCUUCGGCUUCCCUGCCCGCCACAAGUUCAUCUGGGACUGCAUGGAGAACUUCGUUCUCAAGUACAACGGCAACAUCUGGGGCAACCAGGGCCCCUUUUUGAUGACGAGGAUGCUCAAAACGCUCUGCAACCUCACAGAUUUCCAAGGCACCGAGGACCACAGCUGCCAGAACAUCUCCUUCCUCAACCCCCAGCGUUUCUACCCCAUCCCAUACCCAGCCUGGGGCCGGUACUACCAGGUGUGGGAUAAAAGCCCCAAUUUCAACCAUUCCUAUGCCCUGCACCUGUGGAACUUCAUGAACCGCAACCGCAAGGUGGUGGUGGCCGGCAGCAACACCCUGGCUGAGAAACUCUACAAAACCUACUGCCCCACCACCUAUGAGGACCUGAUCCAGAAUGCCAAACACAGGGAUCUCCCAGGCCCUGAGGACAUGGAGUGA
Poecile atricapillus (Black-capped chickadee) is the source of this 1326-nucleotide messenger RNA. RefSeq names its product alpha-1,4-N-acetylglucosaminyltransferase (gene A4GNT). Lineage: Eukaryota; Metazoa; Chordata; Aves; Passeriformes; Paridae. Gene Ontology annotation, molecular function: acetylglucosaminyltransferase activity. The transcript is spliced from 4 exons. Gene Ontology annotation, biological process: protein O-linked glycosylation. The coding region runs from base 1 to 1326 and encodes 441 amino acids. The record is from RefSeq and is a predicted model, not a curated record.